Messenger RNA from Symbiodinium natans, 1275 nucleotides. The record is from the annotation of a GenBank genome assembly. Lineage: Eukaryota; Dinophyceae; Suessiales; Symbiodiniaceae.
AUGGCUGCAACUCUCAUCGCCACGCCGGGGAGUGAAGAGGAGGCGCAGCGUUCGGAGGGCAUUGGCAAGGCAGCUCAGGGAUUGAUCGACGUGGAGAGUUCUCAGACAAUAUUCAAGCUGGAAACCAGCUCAGUGUACGGGAGCGCCUUCGCGUUCCCGCAGAUUGCCAGAAGCUCUGGCUACCGGAGCGUGUUUGUCAGCUUAUGGAUACGCGCGUACAUGGCGUUGGGGCUGAACUACCUGGUGCAGUUUGCACUGGUGAUGUUUGUGGGUGAAGCCACCCAGAUCAUGAACCCUCUGGGCGGACAGAUGCACCUUUGCGACUUCGGUGCAGAUUUAGAUGUUUGCGAGGGCCCAGAGGCACCGUUCCUGCCACGGUGCACCGGUCCUGGGGGAACCCAGUUCUCACCUUCACGGCUCUACGGCUACACGCAGUGGGCCGUGCAGAAGUUCGCCAAACAGGCACUCCUGGAUGUGCUGCCAGACCAGGAAGACCUCAUCAAUGAGAAGGUUGAUCCUGGAGAAUAUGGGCUGGAAAACCGCAGCUGCCGUUGGCUGUGCUUGCUUCUGUUCGCACUGUCAGUGAACCACGAGAUCCAAGUUUGCUUUCGCAUGAUUGCCAUGUUCUGGUACCUACCAAGUGAUCCUGGCAAGUGUGACUGGAUCGAGGUCGACAAGCAGCAACAGGUUAGCUACCGUAUUGCAGGCAUGCCCAUCCAUUGGAAGCUCAUCACCGGCCUCACAGUUUUGAUCCCCAAGGUGACGCUAUGUUACUUUGUUCUCUUGGAGGGCACGACCCUUCUGAUGGAUACCUCGGGCAUCUUGGACACGGUCCUGGGCGCCAUGUCUAUGGCUUUCAUCUUGAAUGUCGACGAGAUGCUGCACGAUUGCAUGAUCACCCUAGCUGGCCGGAAUGUCAUCGAUCAGAUCCAGCAGGGACUCCCGGAUGAACCUGAUCCGCCAGGUACUGCAGAAGAUGCUGAAGCUGGUGCAACGUAUCAUGCCAAAGGCCCCAAGUUCUUCGAUCUCUUGAGGCAGGUGGUCCCACUGCGCCUCCUGUUGACCCUCGUUGUUAUGGCCGUCUUCGUCGAUAGGUAUUACCAGUUCAAGUGCGUCUACAAGGAGGAACUGGGCAUGUGGGUCUCAAAAGACAUGUACCUCCCGACCAGAGCUUCCUACUCGCUCACAGAUUUCUUGUUCAACGGCAUCUUCCAGACCGUGGAGAGAAGCUCUGAGCCCUUCUGGACAAUGCCCACGCCGUCCCUUCUCAAGUAA